Blastomyces dermatitidis ER-3 is the source of this 1911-nucleotide messenger RNA. Its product is annotated as PHD and RING finger domain-containing protein. Bases 1 to 1911 code for a protein of 636 amino acids. The transcript is spliced from 2 exons. Lineage: Eukaryota; Fungi; Ascomycota; Eurotiomycetes; Onygenales; Ajellomycetaceae. The record is from RefSeq and is a predicted model, not a curated record.
AUGCCAGACACUUGCAUAGUGUGUCUAGGAGACCUUGGCGAUGGCGCCAGCGAGCCCCCUCGCCUUCCUUCUAUUGACGACGUCCUCUCGCCAAGGCCGGUCGAUGAUGAAGGAGCUCAUUUGCUGGAAGUGGUGGUGAAAUCCCCGCAGGUAGACUCCGGUACUGAUUCGGGGAAAAUUGCCCAUCUUCUUCCAUGUGGCCAUAAUCUUCAUGACGACUGCCUGAAACCCUGGGUAGAAAGGGCAAAUAGCUGUCCCAUUUGCCGGCAGAACUUCAAUAUGGUGGAGCUUACGGAUACGGUUGGAGGCCCCGUUGUUUCCUCAUAUUGUGUCCAGGACCGUGUCCAGGUUGCGGAGAUCGACCCUUCAAUGAUAAUGGAUGAUCUAGGCGAUGAAUCUGAUUCGCAACCAUGUCCAAUUUGUGGAUACGAUGAUAACGAAGAGGUCCUUCUCCUCUGUGAUGGUUGCGAUGUUGCCAUCCACACCUACUGUGUCGGACUGGAUUCUGUCCCCUCUGGCCCGUGGCACUGUUCCCAAUGCGAAAUACAGCGACCUAUCUCAGCUGUUGGCCAACGCCCACGAAAUCGGUCUGGGCGCCGCACCCGCAGCGAUCAGAGAAGAACGCGCAGCCGGAAUCAGAUGAAUGCAUUUCAUUGGGCCCGUGUUUGGCAAACCGUCUGGGACCACCUCAACCUAGAUCUAGACUUCCCUUUCGACGACGAACAAGCGCACGGCCGUAGGGUAGAACAACUAAGAAGCAACGCUAAUUAUCGGAGAGAAUCCCGCGCCUGGGAACGUCGUUUUCAGAUUGCUGAGCGACAGGGAGCGGCUAACCGAUUUAGAGAUACCGCCUCCGCGCUUCUCGAAAUCGGACGAGGCUGGCCCUCAAGACCAAGACAAAGAGUGGAGACUCCAGAGCCCGAGUCUUUGGACGAAGUAAGGGCUUGGAACGCGUUUGAAAGAGCAAGGGAAAUACAGGAUGACCCCAGCUCGAUCCGUCGGAAACGCAAGUCCCCGACUGCUUCGCCAGUCGAACCACAGCCGCCACAACCCGAGCGGAAAUUGAAACGCCCCCGAACGAGACGGCCGGAAGCUCUUGCUGCUGACUUUCUUGAUCACGGGGGUGAGUCUUCCAGAGCUGGAAGAUUAGCUAAUGGUUCUACUUCUUCUGGAAGGGUUCCCGCUGAUAGCAAUGCUAGUACGGGCCCAAGUUUUUUGCAAUCCCUUCUCAAAGAGGUCGAAGACUCUUCUUCUCCGAGUUUGACGAACGGCGCAUUCAGAUCAGCUGUUUUCUCGUCGACACCAGGAGAUUCAAACUCUCCAAGACCAUCAUCGCCCGUUCAGUCAUCCCUCUCUAAUCGCUCCUCUCCCCGGCCAUCAUCCGCCACACCACCUCCAUAUAACAAUAACAAACUCAGGCCGAUUACACCCAUCAUGUGCUUUGAUCCUGCUUUUUCCUCUCCUGAAUUUUCCCCUUCAUGCUCUCCUAACCAAGACGAACCUGGGACAGCAGAACAGCCUCGACUACCUCGCCAAAUGGACCGAACGCGGCGAACUGGACAUAGCUCAUCGACAUCACCGUCGCGAUCACGGUCUAACGAAUCGUCCCCAACACGGUCCUCCUUAUCUCUAUCCGUAAAAUCAGAUCUACAGAAAAUGGUCAGCGCGGCCCUGAAACCACACUACCGCAGUCGUGGCGUUUCAAAAGAUGAAUAUACGGAUAUAAACCGACGGAUCUCACGGAUGUUAUACGAUAAAGCUGGAACCACGAUAGCACUAGAUACAGAAUCAAAAACUAAAUGGGAAGCUGUUGCGAAAGAGGAAGUAAACAAAGCUAUCGCCAAGCUCAAGGAGUCGCGGGAGUUAAAUAAGGCGAAUGAGGCAAGUGACAGCGGUCAGGCCUCAUCAUGA